GUUACAUUUAUAUUUAUAUGUUUAUCAAGUAAUAAUUCAACCGGAGAAAAACAAACUAUACGCAUGCACCCGUCUCCAUAGCAACGUGGAAUCUCCUCAUCUACCCUACACGUGGACACGUGCACACGCACACCACUUCACAGCGGAUACUAUGGAUUUAGUUGAUGACGCUGAACAUUGGAUGCAAUCAAUGUAUGCCAUCUUAAAGGAGAGACGUUUGAUUGAUGUGCGCAUGCCUGGCACACACCAUUCGGAUUCACACCCGUUUAAGGGACAUAUACCUAUUGUGAGCUAUAUCGAUCGGAAACUCAGCAAGUGUCAGGGGUGUAGUAUAGAAUUUCAGCUGAAGAAUGGUAUGAUAAGUAAGCAGGAAGGUCAUUUGUAUAUAAAUUUGAAUAGCGUAAAAAAGCAUGAAAGAAUAAUGAAAG
Sphaeroforma arctica JP610 is the source of this 428-nucleotide messenger RNA. RefSeq lists its product as hypothetical. The record is from RefSeq and is a predicted model, not a curated record. The annotation marks the transcript as partial. Lineage: Eukaryota; Ichthyosporea; Ichthyophonida. Gene Ontology annotation, molecular function: phosphoric diester hydrolase activity. Gene Ontology annotation, biological process: lipid metabolic process. The transcript has a single exon.